Messenger RNA from Haliotis rubra (blacklip abalone), 1404 nucleotides. Its product is annotated as protein unc-93 homolog A-like. Bases 1 to 1404 code for a protein of 467 amino acids. The record is from RefSeq and is a predicted model, not a curated record. The transcript has a single exon. Lineage: Eukaryota; Metazoa; Mollusca; Gastropoda; Lepetellida; Haliotidae.
AUGGAGGCUGACAACCACACGUUUCGAGUAGAGACUGAAGAGCCUCCAUCACCUCUGUCUGGGAAGGAAACAAAGAACACGAUCGUCCUUGGACUAGGAUUCCUGUUUGUGUUCGCGUCAUACUUGUCGCUACAGAAUCUACAAGGAAGUCUGAACGAUGAAGGUGGUUUGGGAGUUCUCUCCCUUAGUUGUCUUUACGGAGCCGCCAUUUUGUCGGCCAUCUAUGCUCCAACGUGUAUCACUGUUGUUGGGGUUAAACGAUCCAUGAUGAUUGCUUUUACCGGACAUUUGAUUUACGUUGCGUCCAACUUCUACCCUUCAUUCGCAACUCUUAUUCCUUCAUCAAUUAUUCUUGGAGCAGUCACGGGGCCGUUAUGGACAUCACUAGGGAUGUACCUCACCUCGUGUGCUAUUUCAGCUAGUGAGCGUACGGGUAUGGAACUAACCACCUCUCUCAGCAGAACAAACGGGAUCUUCUUCGGUAUGUUUGAACUUUGUAAUAUCGUGGGCAACCUACUAUCGUCCCUUGUUCUUUAUCAAGGUCAGUAUAACAGCACCAACAUCAACUCCUCUGCCUUCUGUGGCGCUAAUGAUUGUCCACAAGAAGAAACAGUUGAUAUUAUCGCCGAUCCCGAGCCAACUGUGGUUUACAUACUUCUACGGGUGUUUCUCGGAUGUGUCGCCACGGGUCUAGGGGUUGUCAGUGUAUUCCUUCAACCGAUACAACAUCAGUCACCAGCCAACAAGAACACCAUCAGAAAGUCACUGUGGUCCUGGUUCAGACUCAUCAUCCAGAUGGAUAUCAAGUUCCUGCUUCCAUUUAUGUUAUACACAGCGAUAGAAGAGGUUGUGGUCUUCACUGAACUAACCAAGUCCUACGUCAGCUGCCCUUUCGGGAUACAAAAUGUUGGGUACGUGAUGACAGCAUACGGGGUUUGUUCUGCCUCAAGCAGUUUCCUGUUCAGCAAAAUAGCUAAAUAUGCACGACGAUAUGUGUUACUGGGCCUUGCUGCUGUUCUUCAGAUGGUGCUGAUGCUGUGGUUGUAUCACUGGGUUCCGUCCCACCAUGACAUUCACUUAGUAUAUGUUAUUUCUUCAGUGUGGGGAGUGUCAGAAGGUAUUUGGAAAACCCAGACGAAUUCCGUUUUAGGGGAAAUAUUUCAAGACAACAAGCAGUCAGCAUUUGCAGUAUAUGAGGGUUUCAAAUCGAUAGCAUUUACCUGUAUCUUUGUAUACAGCAGCAUGCUCUGUACUUCUAUCAAACUUAUAAUCGCAAUGACCUUCCUAGUUCUGGGAAUGACCCUGUAUGCUUUGGCUGAAGUCAGAUAUCUGAAGAGAUCCCCCCAAAGGACGUCUGAAGACGACAAUGAAGAGGCUGCUAAAUUCGAAACUGCGGUUUCCUGA